GGCUGCUCUGCGCUGCGGCACGGCCGGGCGCGUCCGUUUCCCUCAGCAGAUGCACCGUAACCGCAUUAUCGCGGAUUAGUUGGAUUUCUUCCUUUAAAUGUACACUGCGAGAACCGAGCUGCCAGCCAGCUGUUUCUUAUCGGCCCCUUUAAUCUGCCUGAGCCUGGCUCCGCUCCUUCCUUUCGCAGCUAUUUCUGGCACCGUUCGGCGGAGCACGGCGCCGCGAGAUGCACCUCCGCGCCUCCACCGGGGAAUCCCUGCUUGUGCCGCCGCCUCCUCCUCCUCCCCCUGGCUGAACUCCUCGAGGAAAGACCCAGAAGGCGGCGGCGCGGUGCUGGAAGUAGGGCAGCGGCGGGGCGGGAUGACUCGGGGCGCGCCCCUGCCCGGCUCCGCCGCAGCGCCGCACGGCCCGCGGGGCACAGCGGCACCGGCCGCGGGAGAACGGCCGCCGCAGAGCGCCGAGCGCUGAGCGCCGCCGCCCCCAUGGAUAAGGCGGCCUCGCUGCACGGCGCCGUGCCCGCUCCGCCGCCCCGGCUCUACCUGCCGCGGAACUUCAGCUGCAGCGCCUGCCUCUACGGCAGCCUGGCCGAGCGCUGCGGCGGCGGCCGCAGCCCCGACGGCGACGCUCCUCCGCCGCCCGCCCCGCGGGACGCGGCCCCUGAGAAGCCGCCGCCUCCGCCCCGCGGCCGGGAGCCCCGUCCGCCCGCCGCGCCGCCCAGCCCCACGCAGCGCCGCCGCGCCAAGUCGCUGCCCACGCCCGGGGAGCGCGGCCUUCGGCCGGCCCCGCGCCACAGCCCCUCGCGCCGCAAGACCGUGCGCUUCGCCGACUCGCUCGGCCUGGAGCUCAUCUCCGUGCGGCACUUCCGCGACGCCGACCUGCCGCGCGUGCCGCCGCCCGCCGCGCCGCGCCGCGCCGACCUCUUCAAGACCGGGAAGCCGCCGGUGCUGGGCGAGCUGGAGCCGGUGCUGUUCGGGCCGCUGCCGCCGCCGCUGGAGCCGCUGUUCCCGCCGCAGCCCGGCGCCGGGCCCGGCUUCGCGGAGCGCGUGCGGCAGCACAAGGUGAGGCUGGAGUGGGUGCGCUGCGAACCCGCGGGGCUGCGCGGCGCCGUGCGCGUCCUCAACCUGGCCUACGAGAAGGCCGUGUCGGUGCGCUACACGCUCGACCGCUGGGCCAGCUGCGGCGAGGUGCCCGCCGCCUAUCAGCCCGCCGGGCCGGCCGACGGCAUCACCGACCGCUUCGCCUUCCACCUGCCGCUCGGCCCCGCCGCCGCCGGCUCCGAGGCCGCGCUGGAGUUCGCCGUCCGCUACCGCGUGGCCGGGGCAGAGUACUGGGACAACAACGGCGGCUCGAACUACCGCCUGCGGGGCCGGGCGCGCUCCCCCGCCUCGGGGCCGCCGCAGGACCCCGACAGCAGCGCCUGGAUCCACUUCAUCUGAUUGACGGAGCGGCCCCGGCCUCGCCCCGCGCCGCGCCGUUGCGCUGUAAGUCGGCGGAGGACGCUUGGAAUUGCUUGCGGAUAACCGACGUGUGCUUUGUGUCCCGGACAGGCGUCCGGCUGCGGGCGGCGGGUGUGGGCUGUGCGCUCGGCGUACUCGAGCGUAUUUAGGAAAGUGCUGCCGUUGAAAGACGGCGCUGUGCGGUUGAGGGUCUGUCACGCUGCGGUGGAGCCGCCCCGCCCGGAGGUGGCGGGAGCUCGGCCGUGACGGUGGCUCUCGACCCUGCGGGUUGAUUUCCAUCUCCCGUCUGACUGAGGUUCCUCAGCUGAGCUGUCGGUGCAGGAGUGCUUGGAAAACACUCCCAUUUUUCUUCUCCCUCAUUCUGGAAAAAGGCAGAUUGCACAAAGCUGGAUGAGCUCUGACCUAUUGAAGAGAAGCCAUGUCUUGCCAUAUGAAAAUAAGUGUAUCAGUAAAAACGUUGGGAUGGCAGAGUACGUUGACUUCUGCCUUCAAAGCUGUGCUUUAGAUUGGUACGAGCAGUGAAGGGUUUUCUUUUUCCAGCUUGCUUUUUGAGGCAGUGGACACGGGUUGUGCUGCUGCCCGGUGCUGCCCUCCAGGAGCUCAGCACGUGUCUGCGUGCAGGAGAGGGACCUCUGAAGUGUCACUGCUCAGAGUGGCAAAACUCGUGUUGGUAUCAUAGAAUCGUUUGAGUUGGAAGAGACCCUUGGAGGCCAUCUGGUGCAGCUGCCCUGCAAUGAACAGGGACUCUACAGCUCCAGAGCCCAUCCAACCUGACCUUGGGUGACUCCAGGGAUGGAGCAUUCAUCACCUCUCUGCACAACCUGUGCCAGUGCCUCACCACCCUUACUGAGGAAACUUCCUCCUUAUAUCCAGUCUAAAUUACCCCUCUUUUAGUUUGAAACCACUUCUCCUUGUCCUGGCACAGCAGACCCUGCUACAGAGCCUGUGUCCUUCCUGCUUACAGCCUCUUUAGGUGCCACUCUCAGGUCUCCCUGGAGCCUUCUCUUCCCCAUGCUGAACGGCCCCAGCUCUCAGCCUGUCCCCAUAGGAGAGGUGUCCCAUCCCUCGGAGUGUUUUUGUGGCUGUCCUCUGGACCUGCUCUGACAUGAUCUCAUGCAGGGCUGUAAGAUGCAGUCUUGAACAUUUUGGAUCUUCUUUAGGUUUUUCAGGAAUGACAUUAAUUCUAUUAAUUCUAAUGUGUUUUUGAGUUAGUAUCUCAGUAAGUAUCUCAGACAGCUUGGUUGGUGUCAAGUUGUCAUGGAACCUUUUGACUUGGAUGGGAUUUGGGAGCACUUAUGUCUCCUGGUGCUGUCAGAAUAAUUGAACUGAUGAAUUCUGGAGAAAAAGAUUUGUCUACAUGAUGGGAAAAGAGCAUUUCCUUUAAUUCUUCUAGACCUCUUUCUGGCCUAAUAGAAAAUCACAGUGACAGUAGCUGCUCUAUAUUAUCAUAGCUUGGUUUUAGUUCCCUACCAAGUUUUCCCAUCCCUCUGGUCUUAAAAGAAACAUAUUGCUAGGACCUACUGAGCAUCUCACGUGUUAGAAUAUUAAGGCCCUGAUCUUGUAAUAAAGUAACACUGUGUCUAUAAAGAUAGAAUUGCAGAACUAGGUCUUAGUUUGUGAUAAAAGCGUAUUAAGCGUAUUCUCAUGAAAGCCCAAGUGUCUUUUAGUUUUAAACCUGGCUUUUUGUAAGAGCCUUAAUGCUGGAGAGAAGGAAAAGGACUUAUCUCUGUUUGGAAGCACUGUGAGAUAUGGUGGGAAUACAGCCAAACAUCUCUUCAGUUUUGCUGUAGCUUUCCUAAAUGCUUUUUCUUGGCCUUCUCUGCCCACAUACUAAACAGAAACUUAUUCUGGAGCAUCCCAAUGCUGUUGCUUGUGGGGAAAAAGCAAUUUCUGUGCAGUGGGGGUUAACCGGAGCUAUAACUUUAUUUAUGAAGGUUUAACCCCUUUGUCAAAUAAAUAUCUGAAUAUUAAACCUUUGUGGGAUGUAGCACAGAAGAAGAGCAUUUUGCAAAGCAGACUCCCGAGCUUUGAAGCAGCUCAGCCUGUCUUCAGCUCUAAAUUUUGGGUAGCUUUAUGGGUUUGAGCUUGAAUGCAGAUUAUCAGUGACGUGUGUGUAACUCCAGUAAAAGACCAAGUCUUCUGGAGGCACACAGGGACUUCUGAAAGCCUCGAAGGUGGCCCAGGUGGCUCAGAGGAUGCUGCUGGCAAAGUCUGUGGAACAAGUUUGAGGUGUUUAAAUAGAAACUCCUCAGCAAUACAUGCCAAAGGUGCACUGCUUUGCUUACACAAUUUCACUUCUAUCACAUCAGUUUAUUCUCAAGGCAGAUUUAAAAAAAAAAAAAAAGUGCAGGUGCACUGAGUGCGAGGCAGAGCAAAAUAUUUGAAUUAUUUUGGGGGGGGGGGGUGAAUUGUCUUUAAGCCAGGCUUCUUCUGGAACAAAAAUAUCAAAUAUUUUCAUUGGUCUGACUGAAGCCCACGCCGCCUUCCCCUCCAAGUGAUGUAGAAUGGUGUAGGCAAGGCAACAACCCUUAGGUAGUGUGCUUCACUUCUAAGCGAGUUACUCAUCGCUGGUGUCUUUGGUGACACAGAGGUGUCUGUCAUUCACUGUGCAGAGUCGUAGCUUUAUGGAACGUGCCAUCUUAUUUCAUGUGCAGUGUGGUGAUCCCUCCUGCAGUAAGUUGUACUGUAUGCCCAUAGACAUUCAUGUCUGCUGUUGCACAGUUAAGCUGCUUGGUUUUUUUGCGUGCAAUUCUAUGCCUCUUACAGCAGUAUUUCUGAAAUCUACCCAAUUAGUACAAAUCCCAACAAGAAUCAAACCAAUUAAGUGACCGAAUUUCAGCUCGCUGGCUGUAUUAGCGUAAGGACAAGAAUUGAAACGUCACAUUCAUUGUCAAUACAUGUGCAUUUCUUCAGGUUAAUUCACCAUUUCCUUCUUUUGCCAUUUGCAGAGAACUUCUUGAUGCAUAUGCAUGUGCCUCAGUGUGUCGUUCAGUAGCAGAGUGAGUGCACACUGUUACUCCAGCACAUGUGGGGGGCGGUGGAUCACUGCAGUGAGCAGAUGUCUGGUCAUAUAAAGACACGACUUCUUCACACAUAUGUGAAAUGUUUCUCAGUAGCACCAACAGGCACGCAUCUGCUAAUUCUGUGUUUUAACAUCAUCUACAAGAAUGCUCCAAAUCUGCUUUUUAAUGCAUUAUUAAAUAUCUAUAUUGGAAUCUUUACGUGCCUUUCAGCAUUUCCUAGGAAGAAAUCUUAUUUGUUCCUUAACUGUCCCACAGAAUGCCAAUGGCUUUCUUAUUAAAAUAAAAUGAAUUCUAAAAAUAUAAUAUUAAUUCUAAUUCCUGAAGCACUUUCAGCUGUUAUCUGCAGCAGCCAGAAGAAUUUGAUAGUAUUUUCCUACAUUACUAUGACAGAAUUUACUGUCAGAACCACAUCUUCCUGGUAUACCUCUAAAAUUAUGUCGCUGGGUAAAAAAACUGUGACUAUAGAUAGUAUAACAAAAUAUAUUUAUUGUAUAUAUUUACCACUUACACAGAUGUUCUAAAUAUAAAUAUUCUAUCUGAGAGCAGAAGUUCUAGUUUUUUAUGGGAUGUAGUUGUGUAGAUGUGAUCAUCCUUACAGCUUUUCCUGUGAUUUCUCUGAUGCUGCAUAAUGCUUUUAGUUACAACUUUUAGGUGGGCUUAAUCUCUCUGCACUCUCUGUACGUUGGGAGUCAAGUGCUCACUGUAAGGAGUAGUUGAAGAAAAUGACUUCUACCUUGUGAUGCUGUGCUGCAUGGCCUUCUGACAGGCUCCCCCUAACUCUCCUCCCAUACACACUCCAUGUGUCCAUGUGCUGACUGUGGCAGUGUUGCCUACCAAAAUGAAAAUAUGAUUGAGUACCAAAAUUAAGGCUCUGCAGUCAUGUACAGUUUGAGGUAGGAGGUGAAUGUAGGCCUUUCUUUACUCAAUUCUUGAAUGCUGCUUUUAACUUAUUUUGAAGAGUUUUUUUAACCCAGGAUUGUCCUGUCUUUUAUGAAUAUCCUCUUCCUUCAGCUAUUCUGUUGUGUUGGAGCUUUCUGUUUUUGAGAAGGAUUGGAUUUUAUUUUUAUGCAACAACUUGAAAAAUUAUUUUACAUUCCGUUCUGGGGGGAGGCAGAAAAACAGCUUUCCUUCCAGUUUUACUCUUUUAAUAUCAAAUAGUAGCGUGCAGAAUAAAAUAUGCUUGAAAUAACAUAUGCACUAGCAAUUCCAAAGAAUAUAGCUAAGAAAAAUGUCGAACGUGAGAUAUGCUUUUUGAAAUGUAUGUGCUUUUGUUUAGCAAGGCAGGAAAUCCCCCCUAGUCCCAGUGCAUUUCUACCAAGGAGACCUUUCUAUGCAAUAUUACCGUGCACCUGGUUUUUUAGGGGUAAACUUGGUUGGUAUCACUGCUGUGUUGGUGUGUUGUGUGUAGAAUAUUCUGUUAAAAGUGUCACUAAGGAAACCAAGUCUGAAGUAGUGUUAGAUUUUGAGGCUCUGUUGUGUCCACUCUGACUUCCCUAAACCAAAAGCACAGUCUGAGGAGCAGUAGCAAGGCAGUAUUUAAUGGACGUGCAAUGCAGGGUCGUACACUGUGCUUUCCUCUACUCCCUGUCACCUUCCAGGAGGAAGCACUGCAUUACCAUCAUGUUUUCAAAUGUUGUAUCUUAGCAACAAACCAAACUCUGCUGUACUUUUACUCUCAGACAGCUCACAGGUGUGUUUUUAAAGCCCUUCAAAAGCAGUGGGCCCAGCACUGUUGGAUUACUAAUUUGUUCUAAAUGUUACUGCUCUGUUCCUUUUGGUUGCACUUUCUUCUGCAGUGUUGGUCCUUCGCAAAGUAAUGUUUGUUUGUAAUGUUUGUGAAAAUAACGCAAUAUCACCGGAAGUUCAAAAUCAACUUUUUAAAUAAUGCCUUGUAACGUAGCCUUAUAGCAUUCAGAUUAUUUUCCACCAAAACGGCAUCUAAUCACUGGUUGUCACAUCUAUUUAUAAACCUGUAGCUUCUCGAUGUCAUUAAAGGUUAAGAAAACAAA
Molecule: messenger RNA, 6490 nt
Organism: Tympanuchus pallidicinctus (lesser prairie-chicken)
Lineage: Eukaryota; Metazoa; Chordata; Aves; Galliformes; Phasianidae
Gene: PPP1R3E
Product: protein phosphatase 1 regulatory subunit 3E
Exons: 2
Coding region: 484-1437 (317 amino acids)
Biological process (GO): regulation of glycogen biosynthetic process
Cellular component (GO): protein phosphatase type 1 complex
Molecular function (GO): glycogen binding; protein phosphatase 1 binding
Source: RefSeq, a predicted model, not a curated record